Messenger RNA from Symbiodinium necroappetens, 921 nucleotides. Lineage: Eukaryota; Dinophyceae; Suessiales; Symbiodiniaceae. The record is from the annotation of a GenBank genome assembly.
AUGCCAAAGAAACCAAGAAGGAAACAAAAAGGAAGAAGGAGAAGGAGUUCGCGUGGAUGGACUCCGAGGAGGAGGGAGAUGAGGAGGAGGGGAAUGAUGGUGAUAAAGGUGCUGAGAAGGCAGACAGCAAGCCUCGAGAACCCUCUCGAUCGCGUUCACGCCAGCGUGAAAGAUCCAGGUCCAGAUCUAGGAGAUCGACCGAAGGACCGCGAUAGGGAGAAGGAUAGGGAGAAGGAGAAAGAGAAGGAGAAGGAAUCUGCAGAUGAUGAUGAAAAUGCCGAUGUCAGUGCUGAAACGCUUGACGAGGUGCAGAGCUUUGGGAAAAUGAUGAUCUUGGCGCCGGCUUUGCUGAAAAAGCUGCGCAGGAUGUCGCCUGAGAAUGUUGCGGCUGCUUGCAGGGCGAUGGCAAGGACGAAGUUCUUCGACGGCGACAUCUUGAGGGAUCUGAACGAUGUCCUCAAAAGAUUAUUGCAAAGAGAUCAGCUCUCUUCAGCCCAGGUGAAUGAUGCCCUGCAGUGCCUCUGGGAGAUAAAUGCUUACGACCAGAACGUGCUCAGUGCCAUUGCAUCAACUUUCAAGGGCAAACUUGCUAGCCUGGAGCCGAUCUACAGACAGACCUGGCGAGAAAUCUUCGAGGGUUUCAAGCACGAGAGGGACAAGGAUUUCCGACAACUGUUGGAAACCCCUCCCCUGACAGCAGCGAGCCCAGGGUACCAGAAAAUUCGGUGUUUUCACCACUCAAAGGGCUUUUGUGCCGUCGGUGACAAGGCAUGCACUUAUUCACAUGAUCCGCGAGCACCUCUGACUUUGGAGAUGUUUUCGGUACCUAUGCGGGCGUCACCCCUUGUCAUGACGCAGAACCAGUACACCAUGGGACGCACGAUCUAUGGUGGAGCCCGCAACGGGCAAUUCGCGGCCUGA